Molecule: messenger RNA, 1229 nt
Organism: Quercus robur (English oak)
Lineage: Eukaryota; Viridiplantae; Streptophyta; Magnoliopsida; Fagales; Fagaceae
Exons: 4
Coding region: 232-981 (249 amino acids)
Cellular component (GO): chloroplast
Source: RefSeq, a predicted model, not a curated record
ACAGCGAAAGCCCAAACCCAAACCCAAUAGUAAAAAACAGGUCAGGCGAUGCCGGCCUGUUCACCUACCUAAUCCACCGUCUGUCUUUCCUCUCGUUAUCUCCUCUUCUUCUCCUUCUCCUUCUCCUUCUCCCUCUGCCCCUCACUGUCUUCGGCAAAUCCAACGUCCCAGAACAUACGGUAUCGAAGCUUAAUGUGUAAUUUACAAAGCAUCUGAAUGCUUUGAAGAAGUAUGAGCACCACGCAGAUUACUGCCUACCAGCCUAAAAUAUGUCUCAGACAUAUACCACAUUCAUCUCACCUCCCUUCUAAUCCAUGUAUUUUACCCGCCCUUCCUAAGCGUGUCCCUAGGACUUCCUUGAGCACAAAUGUAAAUGCAUCACGUCACCAACAAUGUGUGCCCAUCUCAAAGUACCAGCAGAGCAUGCCUGUCUGCUUAUUUGGUGGUAAAGGGAAAACGGGAGGUGAAAAUGGGGGUUCUCCAUGGAAUGCUUUUCAGAAUAUUUUGGGAAGGUUUAAGGGAAAGUCUGUGGAAGAUGUGUUACGGCAGCAGAUUGAGAAGAAAGAAUUCUAUGAUGAUGGUGGCAAAGGCAAAAAACCUCCAUCAGGUGGUGGGGGCGGUAAUAGUGGGGAUGGUUCUGGUGAGGAUGAAGACCUUGGUGGAAUCAUUGAUGAAACUGUGCAAGUGAUUUUGGCAACUAUGGGCUUUAUUUUUAUGUAUGUUUACAUAAUCAGUGGUGAGGAGAUGGCUCGACUAGCAAAGGACUACAUCAAGUAUUUAUUUGGAGGAAGUCAGAGCGCUCGUUUAAAGCGUGCCAUGUACAAGUGGGGAAGGUUCUACAAGAAGCUGACCGAGAAAAAGGUAGUUGAUCCGUUUUGGUUGGAAAAGGCAAUUAUCAACACCCCAACUUGGUGGGAUAGCCCAGAAAAGUACCGACGUCUCUAUAAGUCUUACGUAGAAUCAAAUUCUGAUAAGCAAUAAUGAGUUCAGUUGUAUCAUACUGCCUGGCCUACCUCCAGAAUGUUGCAUGUUCUGCAAAUGUUGCAAGAUGGUAUCCGAUUUUUUGGUAAAUUUUUACGUAAUCAUCAUGGUUUUAUGAAUUAGACAUGUUGAGAGCCUUUUUGGUAUUUGUGGUCUGACUGUAAACAUGCGAAAAUUGUCUCUGAUUAUGAGGCACUGCAAGAAAGUGAUAAAAAGUAGCAAUAGCAAAUAUAGGCUUGUUUAGCCAA